GAGAGAGAGAGAGGGGACAGGGGAGUGAUCUGCUCCGACGGUGUUGACGAGUUUAAAACGCAGAUCUCAAUGAUCUCAAAUCCAACGGUGAGGAUUCGUCUUCCGAAUCAUCAGAGAAAAUAUCAAAACAAACAAAUAUACCUUUACUUUCUCUAUUCUCUCUCUCUCUCUCUCUCUCUCUCUCUCUCUCUCUUCGUUUCUCUUCCACAGAAAAUUUCAACGCCGGCCGGUGCUGGAGGUGGUGGUGGUGGCGUAGCUUGCGUCUCCUCAGAUCUGAAUCCUCUCUCUCCUGAUCUAUCUGAGCAAGUUAUAUAUAUUUGAAAUCGCCAUGGCUGCUCCGCCUGCAAGAGCUCGAGCUGAUUACGAUUAUCUCAUAAAACUUCUCCUGAUCGGCGACAGCGGUGUGGGUAAGAGUUGCCUUCUUCUGCGUUUCUCUGAUGGGUCCUUCACAACCAGCUUUAUUACAACCAUUGGCAUUGAUUUCAAGAUAAGGACCAUUGAGCUUGAUGGAAAACGUAUCAAAUUGCAAAUCUGGGAUACUGCUGGUCAGGAACGGUUUCGAACUAUUACAACUGCUUAUUACCGUGGAGCCAUGGGUAUUUUGCUCGUGUAUGACGUCACUGAUGAGUCAUCUUUCAACAACAUCAGGAAUUGGAUUCGUAAUAUCGAACAACAUGCUUCUGACAAUGUUAAUAAGAUUCUUGUGGGCAACAAAGCUGAUAUGGAUGAAAGCAAAAGGGCUGUCCCCACUUCUAAGGGCCAAGCCCUUGCUGAUGAAUAUGGCAUUAAAUUUUUCGAGACUAGUGCUAAAACAAAUUUAAACGUGGAGGAGGUUUUCUUUUCAAUAGCUAGGGAUAUCAAGCAAAGACUUGCCGAUACCGACUCGAGGGCCGAGCCACAGACAAUCAAAAUUAACCAACCGGAUCAGGCAGGGGGUUCUGCCCAAGCCGCACAAAAAUCAUCUUGUUGCGGGUCUUAAGAGGCCAAGGAAAUCGCGAUUCGAAAUGGUUAACUUUUCAAAAGCAACCAUCUCCAUGAUCCAUCCUUUGGCUGGAAAAAAGGAAAAACCUGAUUUUGGUACCAACUAUGUCACUGGCGAUUGUAUUGCUUUUCUCUAUGUCAUAAUUCUAAAGUUAGUUUGGGUGUGAAAGGUAGACCAAGUAUUUUCUUACCAAAUUAAUUACAUAUUAUUAGUUCAUUUUCUUUUCAACUUUUUUAUUAUAUUAUUAUUGUUAAUCUUUAUUGAGCUUGGAAAAAGAGUAUAUAUAAAAACCAUUUCUUUUAUGGUA
Molecule: messenger RNA, 1289 nt
Organism: Cannabis sativa
Lineage: Eukaryota; Viridiplantae; Streptophyta; Magnoliopsida; Rosales; Cannabaceae
Product: ras-related protein RABE1c
Exons: 9
Coding region: 329-979 (216 amino acids)
Biological process (GO): regulation of exocytosis; protein secretion
Cellular component (GO): plasma membrane
Molecular function (GO): GTP binding; GTPase activity
Source: RefSeq, a predicted model, not a curated record